AUGACUUCAGUAAUUAGAUCAGAGACGAUAGAAGUGCUAGAAGAGGAACCAGUGACAACUAAGACUCAUGAUCAUCCACUGGAAUCGGAUCCCAUCCCUGUGGAAGUGUGUAGCAAAUCACCUGCCUCCCUGGAGAUGACUCAAGGCGUUUCAGAGGAAAGAAUUCACCUUGGCUCUAGCCCUAGAAUAGGGGGAAGUUGUGAUCUCGGCCGCCAGGAAGGACUUCAGUCCAGGUCCCUUCAUUUGUCCCCCCAAGAACAGUCUCCCGAUCGUCAAGACAAGAGUCAAUCUUGGCGGCGAGCAAGUAUGAAAGAAAUGAGCCGGCGGAAGUCACUGCCUGCCUUUCAUCAGGGCAUCACAGAGCUCAGCAGAUCCAUCAGUGCCAACUUAACAGAAAGCAAACGGCUUGUCGCUCUCCUGCUUUCCAGUUUCCAGUUCUCUGUUCAGAAACUUGAACCUUUCCUAAAGGACACUGAGGGCUUCAGUCAUGAAAGUUUUAGAGCCAAAGCAUCUUCUCUUUCUGAAGAAUUGAAGCAUUUUGCAGAGAGCCUGGAAAGUAAUGGAACUCUACAAAAAUGUUUUGAAGAUUCAAAAGGAAAAGAAUCAGAUUUGUCUCUGGAAACAUCAGUGGCUGAAAUGAAGGAAUACAUAACAAAAUUUUCUUUAGAACGUCAGUCUUGGGAUCAGCUCUUGCAGUACUACCAGAAGGAGGCUGAAGAGAUCAUAUCCAGAGGAUCAGCUGAAACCAAAGUUACUGAAGUUGAAGUGGAACCUGCAACAUAUCUUGGAUCUUCCCAGAGUGAAGUCCUUAAUACAAAGCCUGACUACCAGAAGAUAUUGCAGAACCAAAACAAAGUCUUUGAUUAUAUGGAGUUGGUGAUGGACGAACUGCAAGGGUCUGUGAGGCAGCUGCAUGCUUUUAUGGAUGAAAGUACCCAGUGUCUCCAGAAGGUGUCAGUACAGCUCGGGAAGAGAAGCACACAACAAUUAGAUCCCUCUCCAGCUCGAAAACUGCUCAAGCUUCAGCUACAGAACCCACCUACCACACACUGCUCUAAGUCUUGUCAGUGACUUCAUGUAGCUUUCCUGCAAAAGGUGCUCCAGAGGAGAGAAAUGGGAAGAGUGCCCCAGCACAUGGCAACUGCGUGGCAGUCUGAGCUGGUGAUAGCUGCCCUGUUGCCUUUGAGGAUAACGGGCUGAAUGUAGGG
Molecule: messenger RNA, 1208 nt
Organism: Neomonachus schauinslandi (Hawaiian monk seal)
Lineage: Eukaryota; Metazoa; Chordata; Mammalia; Carnivora; Phocidae
Gene: DSN1
Product: DSN1 component of MIS12 kinetochore complex
Exons: 10
Coding region: 1-1071 (356 amino acids)
Biological process (GO): cell division; mitotic sister chromatid segregation
Cellular component (GO): MIS12/MIND type complex
Source: RefSeq, a predicted model, not a curated record